AUGUCCACCACCACCACCACCAACCCCGAUCCCGAUCUCGCCCAAACCACCCCACCACCCCCAAACCCAGCCUCAACCUCAAUCUCAACCACAACCACAACCCCAACCCCCCCCUCAAACACCACCAUCGACGCCCUCCUAACACACUACCUCACCCUCCUCGACGAGUACACCGCCCUCCGACACACCCUCCACACGCUGCAGACCCGUCUGUACCAGGACCUGGCGCGGGCCAACUUUGCGGCUGAGCGCGGGGUGCGGCGGUACGGGAGCGACUACUAUGAUGGGCGGAUGCAGGCGGGGAGGAGGGUGGUUGGGAGGGUGGUGAGGGUGUGGUUGGGGAGGGUGGGAAAGGGGGUCGGUGGGGAGGGGAAUGGGCAAGAAGGGAAGGGCGUGGUGUUUCGUGUUGCGGUCUACCCUCCUCCCGCGGGACGGGGUGCUGGGGGUGAGGGAGUGGAGGACGGAUCUGGUACGGAGCCGCCGGUUAUUGUGGGUGACGGGGAUGGGGAUGAGGACGUGAAGGAGAAGCAGCCGGAGGGUGGAACCUCAGACGCGGCCGCGCCGGGCGGUGGCGAAGGCGAAAAGGAAAUGGCGAAGCCUGUCGAUCCCCUCCGCUGGUUUGGUAUCCUCACGCCGCUUCCCUUGCGACAAGCCCAAGGACAUGCUAUUAAAGCGGUGGAAGAGAUUAUCCCACGGUUGGCGACGCUCAGCACCGCGAUGGCGGCGGUGGAGCUGGAAGUGAGGAGGGCGAGGAAGAAGAGGGCCAAGGCGGAGAAGGCCGAGGAGAAGAAACUUGUGGCUCUAGAGGAGAAGAUGGCGGAGGUCGAUGUCAAUGCGUGA
Messenger RNA from Chaetomium globosum CBS 148.51, 840 nucleotides. RefSeq lists its product as uncharacterized. The coding region runs from base 1 to 840 and encodes 279 amino acids. Gene Ontology annotation, cellular component: Vma12-Vma22 assembly complex; extrinsic component of endoplasmic reticulum membrane. NCBI's taxonomy places the organism in Eukaryota, Fungi, Ascomycota, Sordariomycetes, Sordariales, Chaetomiaceae. The transcript has 2 exons. The record is from RefSeq and is a predicted model, not a curated record. Gene Ontology annotation, biological process: vacuolar proton-transporting V-type ATPase complex assembly.